Messenger RNA from Camellia sinensis, 507 nucleotides. RefSeq lists its product as uncharacterized. The record is from RefSeq and is a predicted model, not a curated record. Lineage: Eukaryota; Viridiplantae; Streptophyta; Magnoliopsida; Ericales; Theaceae.
AUGGAGAAACUGUAUGAGGUGUUCCCUUGUUUUGAAGUCCAGAAAGUCUUCCUAGCCACCUAUACUCUGAAGGAUGAAGCCCGAAGGUGGUGGUUACUAAUUCGAAAUGGCCACGAGAAUAUGACGUGGACUCAAUUCAAUACAAUCUUCUAUGACAAGUACUUUCCCCAAUGCUUUCGAGACCGGAAGGUUUCAGAAUUCCAGGAACUCAAACAAGGCAGAAUGUCUGUAGCCGAGUACGAGGCUAAGUUUACUGAGUUGGCCAGGUUUGCUCCUCACAUGGUGGACACAGACUACAAGAAUGCCCGCAAGUUUGAGGAUGGAUUGGAUCUAAACAUACUGGAUAGGGUGGGAGUCUUGAACCUACCCACGUACGUAAAUGUUUUGGAUAGGGCAUUAAUGGCAGAGUCCAUUCUAGCAGCGAAGAAACAAACUCUAGUCCCACGAACUGAUUGGACCGGGGAAAAGAUAUGGAAACAAUUUCAAAAAGGGUCGUUCAUUUUCUAG